Molecule: messenger RNA, 411 nt
Organism: Microsporum canis CBS 113480
Lineage: Eukaryota; Fungi; Ascomycota; Eurotiomycetes; Onygenales; Arthrodermataceae
Exons: 1
Coding region: 1-411 (136 amino acids)
Source: RefSeq, a predicted model, not a curated record
AUGGCAAAAACGUCAGCAGCAUCCGGGGAAGGAGGAGUAAAAGCCAAAAGAGAAGAAAAGAUGCACAGAGAAAUGGAUCGAAAGGGUCCUCGAAGUGGCGGUCAUCGAACUACCAGGUCACACAGUGGCGCGGAGAAGAGCGAUGGAUGGCUGAGCAUUCUGCUCGGUUUCUCUUUCCCCCUGGCGUCCGUCAAGCCAUUAAAAGGUAUAAACUAUGUUUUAUAUGGACAAUUAAAGGUGAAGCUGCAGAGUUGCACAGCACCAGGCUCUCUGCCUCUGCCUCUGCCUCUGGGUUCCAGUUCUGGGUUCUGGCUCUUCCCAUCCGUCCCGGGGCGCGGGCACAUGCCGUCUGGACCGUAUGAUAGGAUCCAUCUUCCUUGCCCUGCCGUGCGGAGCCCCGUUAGCAUAUGA